GGCGGUUCCUUCUGAGGCGGCCGGCGGCGGUGGCGCGACUCGGGCGACGCGAGGCCUCCUCGGGCGGGCGGGGAAAGGGAGCCCGGGAGCAGAGAAGAGUUUCUGUCCUGGCCCUCCCCACUUUUCCCACCUUUGAUUUGCGCCCACGUUUUUAAAAGACCCAUCAAUACAAGGCCUUCCAGGCAUGCGCCAUCCAUCCCUGGAGGUUUCCAAGAAAAGAUUGGACAUUAGUCCAGGAUGGUAUAAAGACUCCUGCCUUGGUUGGAUUAGAAGACUUCCAAGGUCCCUUUCAGGCCUAUAAUUAAUUCUAUGAAGCUUUAUGGUGUUCUUGGAAAAUGUUGCACCUCUUGUGAAUUCUCUGAACCUUGGCAUUGUCAGCCCCUUUCUGUUGGGCCUGCCUUCUUUACAGUUGGCUCAGAUUAAGACCCAGUUGGCUCUUCAUCAGUUGAACUUGGUUGCUUCCAACUAUUCUGUAGCCUCCUCUCCUUUGUUAAAUGAGGCGUUCCUGAAACUAGCCAUGUUUAACCCUAGAGGAAACAUGCCGCAAAGGCCGAGGGGACCUAGCAUGCCUGAUCCAAUCCCGCGUGGGCCUUUUCACAGGCCGGGCCCUGGUCUUCAGAGGCAGCACCCACCUAAUUCUGAUGGAAUGCCCCAAAGGUUCAUGGGAUCAGAAAUGAGGACAGGAUUUCCAAGGCCAAACAUUCAGGUGCCUCAACACAGAAUGGACCCAAGACAAGCGGCAGAGAGAAUGAAUAUGGAGCAGCAGCAGCAACAUCAGCAGCAGAAGAUAGAAGGAUGUGGUUCUCAUUGGGACAGUCCGUUUCCCCCUGGAAAUAAUAGCCAGAGUCAGCCCAUCCCAGGAAGGAUGACCGACUAUCCCCCAACGGUGCAAAGCCGGUAUACCAACGAGAGCGCCUCAAGUAUCUUGGCGAGUUUUGGAUUGUCCAACGAAGACCUGGAAGAACUUAGCCGUUAUCCAGACGAUCAGCUGACCCCCGAAAACAUGCCUUUGAUUUUAAGGGACAUCCGUAUGAGGAAAAUGACUCAUCAGAUGCCAAGCCUGCCUCAUCAGAGCAGCGAAAAGGAGAACUUCCGCAGCGAGGAUGGCCGCGGCUCCAUGGUCAAGAGCAAAGUCAUUGAUUACGGGCACGAGAGCAAAUACGGGUAUGAUGAAGGACCCCUGGAGGUGAAGGUCUACGGUUCGGAGGGGUCCCCUAAGGACACCCUGAAAGGGUUCCAGACCCAGCAGACCCCACCAGCCGGCAUAACCAGCAAACAGAUGAAUGCCGUUGAGGAAUUAAUCCGCCAGAUGGGGUUCCAAAGAAGCACCCCGAGCACCCCGUCUUUUUUCUCCAUGGACACGCCAAGCAAGAUGUCUGGAUUGUGUGCUCCUUCCACGGGAACUGGGGUAGCUCCGGCAGUCCAGCCCAUCAUGCCGCCUGUGGGGCCGCCCCUACCUCGGCCUGCCAUGCCACCUGUUCGGCAGGCUUUGCCUCCCCCGUCUGUGGCUCGGCCCAUGAUGUCACCUAUGAACCAGGCGCCUCCGCCUCCCCCUCCUCCCCCUCCUCCUUUUGCACCUGAAAUGCUUGGGGGUAUGAACCGGCGUGAGAGGAUUCAUGAGGAAUCCAGACCGAGCCCUAGUGCUCCCCCCGAACCACCUCCUGCCCAUAAGUCUUUCCGGAAAGAGAUCGAUGGGCCUAUAAAGUCUCCAUUUGGGGUCGUGAAGGCCUCUUGGCUCCCUGUUUUUUCCAAGAUGGAUGCCCAGAAAAUGAAGAGGCUGCCCACUCCAUCAAUGAUGAAUGAUUAUUAUGCUGCGUCUCCGAGAAUAUUUCCACAUAUGUGUUCCCUAUGUAAUGUAGAAUGUAGACAUUUGAAGGAUUGGCUUCAGCAUCAGAAUUCUUCCACACACCUUGAAAGCUGCCGCCAGUUACGCCAACAAUAUCCUGACUGGAAUCCAGAAUCCCAUUCAUCAACAAAAAGACGAGAGGGCGACAGAAAUGAGAACAGCACACCCAGGCGGCGUUCUGCCAGUAUCAGCCCCAGGCGGUCGAGACGCUCCAGUUCUGGGCAUGCCAGACGUCGAACUCGGUCCCGAUCCAGGAGUCCCAGGCACAGGUUAAGCAGGCAAAGAAGUCGAAGUCCACGGCCACUGCCUAAUUUCAGACACAGGUCAAGGUCUCCAUGGCGACCUUACAACCCCAUUUCGUCAUUCCGAAGGUCUUCCAGCAGAGAGAGAGGCGCCAGACGAUAUAUUCAAUCUCCAGAUAAGGCCUUGGAAGCGGUGAUGAAAUGUUUGGGACCUCGCAUUGUUGAACACAUUCACAAACAAGCCUUCGGCCAGGGCUUUUCAGGAGGGAGAAGAACAUCACCGGAUUUUGAGGAUGGGAAGUCCGGAAAUCCUAGAUUUUCCCCAAAACCGUCCAAGAGAGAAGGACAGUCCCAACACAGCUCCUCCGAAAGUAAAACUAAGGUUCCUGAGGCUCCUGAGGGUCCUAGCAAAGAAGAGACCACAGCUGAGGGGAAAUCUAAGAAACCGCCUUCGGGAAUGCCAGUGAGUGAAGUGGAUAUUCUGGCCAGUAAGUUUUGGAGUAAACCCAGGAGUUUUGGGACUAUUCUUCAUAUAGCUGACUUGCCAGAAGAUGUUUUUACAGAUCAAGACAUUAAGAAAAUAGUCCAGCCUUUUGGAAAAGUUAGUGACAUCUUAGUUGACCGUUGUAAAAAGGAGGCUUACCUUGAAAUGAACUACAAGGAAGCAGUAAUAGCAGCUGUCAAAUACAAUGAAACCUCUCCUGUCCUCAUUAAUGGCAAGCGGGUAAAGAUAAGUGUGGCAGAAAAACCCAAAGCGGCUUCUACUCAGAGCCUAAACAUCACUUCCUUCUAUUUUCAGAGCAAAGGAAAUGAGAAGAAAGUUGCUCAGAAUAUCAAGGAUUCUGCCCCGAAUAAUAAGAAAGAGCAAAUUACAUCUGUGGUGAAAAAAACUGCUUCACUGUCUUCUGCCUCUAAAACCGAUACCAAGAAACCUGGAAAAGUUGUCAAAAGCGGGGAGACCAAGGUAGCCGCAAAAGCCAAGAAAACUAUAGAUGGCAAGAAACCCGGCCCCGUAAAAGAGAACGAGGCGGCUGACCCAGCAUCUUUGGAAGAGGGGAAGAAUCCUCCUAAGACGAAAAAACCAGCCGACUCCUCCAAACCCCUUGAGCCCAAGGCCAAAGAGCCUCUGAAGACCAGGAAGGCCGCAGAGCCCAAGGACAAAGAAGGGCUGAAGGUCAAGAAGACGGGGGAGUGCAAAGCAAAGGAACCUUUGAAGGCCAGGAAGGCCAUGGAUGCCAAGGCCAGAGAAUCUCUGAAGGCCAAGAAGGUCGUAGACAACAAGAAAGCUGGAGAAGCCAAGGCCAAGAAGGCUGCAGAGCCCAAGAAAGUGGGGGAGUCGGACGCCAAAGAACCCCUCAAGGCCAAGAAAGUAGCCGAAUCCAAGGAGUCUCCCAAGGAGCAGAAUGCUGGGGAGCCCAGCCAAGCCGGAGAAUCUCAGGACAAGGAAGCCAGCAAACCAGCAGACGCUCCAGAUAAGUCAGAAGCUGUUGAGAGUCCUGAAGCAGUUGAAUCUUCCGGCAAGGAUGCCGAAGAGAUGUGUGUCGUGAUGAUUUCCAGUUUCCCUGAGACUGGGCUCAGUCUGGAGGAGAUCCGAAACUUAACGAAGCCCUUUGGGAAAGUUAAAGAUAUUUUAAUUGUGUCUUCGCAUAAGAAGGCAUACGUAGAAAUAAGUCGCAAAUCUGCAGAUUCCAUGGUGAAAUUUUAUACCUGCUUCCCAAUGUGGGUGGAAAGGAACCAGCUCUGCAUUUCUCUGGUCCCUGAGCUGAAGGAUCUAAACGAGGAAGUUAUAUUUACUGCAAUGAUAAAAGAUGCAAAUCCAAGCGUAAACACGGAGACGCUGUACACCCAGUAUGUGCACCUGGGCAACCUGCCAGAUGAGGGCUACUCUGAGCUUGAGAUCCUUUGCGUCGGCCUUCGCUUUGGACGAGUGGAUCAUUACAUGGUGAUAACUAACAAGAACAAGGCCAUUUUCCAGCUGAACAGUGCCGAGUCCGCGGCGUCCAUGUGUCGCUUCUUAAAAAGAUAUCCUUACAGUUUGGGAGAAGUGGAGCUGACGGUCUCGCGCUCACCCAGAAUAGAACCUACAGCUGCUGAUGCUGUAAGAAAAGAAGUGAAAAAGCAAGAAGCGGGGCAAGAGAGCCCUGACUUGAAAACAAUUCCCGAAGGAUCAGGAGUGGUGCCCUCAUCUGCUGUUCCUCCCACGGAGGCCACGGAAGACCACGGUUCUGAUUCAGAGGCUAUCCCAAACACAGAGACUGAGCGCUUGGAUAGUGAGAAGAUGGGAGGGGAAGCAGCUUCCCAGCCUCUGAAGACCAAAGACUUGAAAGAAGACCCGGAAGCGUUAAAAAAAGACUUUGGGCUUGGCGCUCCAAGCACAGGCCAGGAUUCAAAGUCUUCAGACCUGAAAGCUGAAGAAGCCGGCACUUUGUCCUCCACUCUGGAAAAGGAAGAAAAAGAAACAGAUCGUCCUGACCCGGAAUUGCCGAGAAAGGCCUCUCCGCCUGGCGGAGAGAAGGCAAAGGAAGAAUUAGCUCCUGGGAAGGCAGAAGAAUUUCAAGGUGCCUCGAACGAAGAAACCACCGGAGCCCUCUCGGCCUCAGCCACGGAAGAAGAGACAAGGGCAGGCUUGGGGCCGGGCUCCACCGAAGCUGCCCUGCAGGAAAUGCCAAGUACUGACCCUCUCUCCAGUAACAGGUUGGCCUCUCCGGAAGCAGAUCGUCCUGAAGCCACCGUCGGCUUAGCAGAGACGCUUGCUCCCAGGGUGAAGGUGAAGGUGAAGGUGGAGGAAGAGUUGGAGGGCCCCUCUAGCGCCUCUCAGGUGACUGCGGAGGUAGCUGAGCCAGCAGCGGCGGAAACGAAGGAAAAGGUAAAGGCUCAGCUGCUGCAGAUGACCAGGGUUGAAGUGAUCCUGGAGAAGCUCCCUAAAGACUUGAUUUCAAGCGCUCAAGAAAUCAAACUGGAAGAGACCCCAGAAGAGAAGGCCAAGGUACAGAACCCCGAGGAAAUUGUGACGAAGACCCCGCAAGGGAAAGGACCGGGACAAGCUGAAGCCGAGGAAUCCUGCAAAGCGAGCGCGCCGGAGGCAGAGACUGUAGCCGACUCAGAGGCUGCUCCUGUCCCCAAGGCUUUGAACCCACCCAAGACCAGACUUUCGGCUCGAAGGAAAGAGAAGAAGCCGGCCGGCAAGCCGGCCACCAAGAGCCCAGGCGUAGCUGAGAAGACUCCGGCGCCCAAACCAACGAGUCAGCAAAGGCCGGCGAAUGGCCGGUCCAAUGUCCCAGAUAGCGCCAAGUCUAAGCUAAGCAUGAGUUCGGUGGUGGUUGCGUUAGGCGGUGGGAAGAGCUCCUCGCAGCAAGACAAGGACCCCCCGGCGGAGACCAAGGGGAGUCCAAAGCAGAGCCGAGAGCAAGACAGUAGAUCCUCCAACCUCAAGAGGGAUGCCGCCGGCAAUAAGGUGUCUGCUGAGAGAAAUACCCGAAGCUCUAAAAGCAAUCCUAAACCCAAAGAGGAAGAGGAGCUUUUUCCAUUUAAUUUGGAUGAGUUUGUGACCAUGGAUGAAGUUGUGGAUGAAGCUGAGCCCCCUCAGCCUAGGAAGAACCCCGUAAGGGGCAAAAGGAAGGAGCCCCCAAAGAAGAACCUUCCCUGCGAACCAAGCUCCAAGAGGAAGAAAGGCAAGGGGGUGGCUGGCCCCGCGGCUGAGAGCGAGGUCUCCUUCGUGACCUUGGAUGAAAUCGGAGAAGACGAAGGCGGGAUGGGCCAAGCGGACCUUCUGAGCUUAGAAGCCAUGACCGAUGACGGCCAGGGACUGGUCACGGUCGACGAAGUGAACGAAGAGGAGGAGCUGAUCGAUGAAGAUAUUAAAGAUCCACAGUCGCUGGUCACUUUGGACGAGAUCUCCGAGCAAGAGGACAUCACUCUCCCGGAGACGGCCAAGGGGCCUUUUGCUCCAGGGGAGAGCGAGCCGGAUCUUAAAACGGAGCCUUUAGUGACGGUGGAUGAGAUCGGAGAGGUGGAAGAGCUUCCCUUGAACCAGCUUUCCCAAUUCAAGGAUGAGGAGAUGCUCAAAUGCAAGGAAGACGAGAAAGGAGGGCUUGAAGACGCCGGAGAUUUUCUCUCUUCCCAGAUCCCGGACGAUCCCAGCAUUUUAGUCACAGUGGACGAGAUUCACGAAGACAGUGACGACCAGCCCUUGAUGACUAUAGACGAAGUGACCGAAGACGACGAAGACUUCUUGGAAGACUUCAACCGCCUGAAAGAAGAGUUUAGCUUUGUUACCGUCGACGAGGUGGGCAGCGAAGAGGAGGAGGAAGACAAACCCGGCACAUCCGCCAGCAGAAACUUGGAAGGAGCAACCAAAAUGGCACCGGAGGAAAGAGCCGAAGAGAACCUCCAGUCUUCUGUGGAAUCAGAAAACUUUAAAAUUCCAGCCAAGCCCCCACUAGAACGGAGGGAAAGCGCUCGGGGUGAACCUCUGGAGGGUGAAGCAUCUGCAGGCCACCUGGGGGGUUCUGAAGAUGAGAGCCCCGCGGAAGAGGAGGUAGAGCGAGGUAGGAAAAAGACUGAGCUAGAGCAUAAAGACAAGGAGGAAGGAAAAGACGUGGAGCAAACAGACACACUCACUGAAUCUGACUCAGGUUGCAAGCAGCUGCAGACAGAGCCGGUUGGGAACCAGAAGGAGGAGUCUUCCAGCAAGGGAAGCGACUCCCAGGAGGAGCAGCAAUCGCUCGGUGGGGUGAGGCCUGGAGAGGAUCCUGCGGCUGAAGCAAUCGAAAUGGAGGUGGAAGGAAGCUCAGCAGCCACUUCUGAGGAGGAGAGGAAGGGAGACGCUGUAGCGAUGCCAUCCCCAAGCCCCGGGAUUUCCACAGAGGGCAUGGCAGCUGGAGAACCACAGGCGGCAUCCAAACCAGCUGCCCAGAGCCCUGAGCUGAGCCCUGAUACGGUCUUGGGAAAGGACAGUGAGGCUGCUCCUUUGCAGCCCAGCGAAAAGCCUUGCAGAGAUCGGAUGGAAUCCAAAUGUGAAGAACCGGAAAGCAAACAGAGAAAAGUAGAUUCCUCAGAGAAACCGAAGCCUCCCAGCCAGCUGAAAGAUUUAGAUUUCCUUGUCCCCAAAGCCGGCUACUUUUGUCAGAUCUGCUCCUGCUUCUGUGUGGACGAAGCCUCUAUGAAGAGCCACUGCCAGUCUCAGCUUCACCAGCAGAACAUGGAGAAAUUCAUAAUCAAGAGCCCAGCAGAGGAGAAAGAAAAAGAAGAUACGGAAAAAGAGAGUUUAACGUGAUACGAAGACGGGAAGUGCCUCUGCAGAAUUUCAUUUAGGGUCCAGUUGCUUCUUUGUGUUCUGUUCCUGUUUUGUUUUGUUUUUUACUUGGUUCCUUUUGAAGAUUUUCAUGCCGUAUUCACUUCGGUUCCUUCAAGAAGUAGGCUAUUAAAAUUGUGUAGUGAUUUUGGUUCCUUCCACAGUAACAUUGGAAGUGCUUAAAUAAAUUCUUACCGUAGA
This is a messenger RNA of Ahaetulla prasina, 7582 nucleotides long. It is a transcript of the gene ZNF638, whose product is annotated as zinc finger protein 638. The coding region runs from base 320 to 7363 and encodes 2347 amino acids. Gene Ontology annotation, biological process: regulation of RNA splicing. Gene Ontology annotation, molecular function: zinc ion binding; mRNA binding. Gene Ontology annotation, cellular component: nucleus. The transcript is spliced from 27 exons. The record is from RefSeq and is a predicted model, not a curated record. Lineage: Eukaryota; Metazoa; Chordata; Lepidosauria; Squamata; Colubridae.